CGACAAACCGUAGGGGGCAGUGUGCUACUCCAAUGCCAGCAUAGCGACUGCAAAAGGAGCGAAGAAGAACGUAGCCCAGGCAAACAUGGUGAACGACAAGAGUACUCUGGGCCAGCUGAAGGACCUGGUGGAGCUGAAGGAUCAGCUGGAGGACAUCCAGAAACGUAUGGAAGAUGAGAUUCAGGCCGGGGUUCCUGCUGGCGGCAGUCUCCUGGGUUCUCCCUUCCUGAAGGGCUUCCUGGCCGGCUACGUGGUGGCCAGGUUCCGCUCGUCUGCACUACUGGGCGCUGUGGUCGGGACGUGCACAGGAAUCUACGCGGCGCAGAACUACAAGAUUCCAAAUGUGGAGAACACGAUUAAGGACUACAUCAACAGUGUGAGAGGAAGAAGCCGAUGAGAAACGAUGUUACAACUGUCUUGUACAUGUGUUCUGCCUCCUGUAGUAUAGGAAGCACUCCUUUGGGACUAUAUCAAACUUUAUUAUUGUCUGUCAGUGGCU
Messenger RNA from Hippocampus zosterae (dwarf seahorse), 499 nucleotides. RefSeq names its product SLC35A4 upstream open reading frame protein-like. The transcript has 3 exons. Bases 86 to 397 code for a protein of 103 amino acids. The record is from RefSeq and is a predicted model, not a curated record. Lineage: Eukaryota; Metazoa; Chordata; Actinopteri; Syngnathiformes; Syngnathidae.